UAUAGUAUAUAUAAUGGUAUAUAUGUGUGUGUCAAGUAAUUGCCACAGUUUAGCCCAAUGUAACCACGAGAAAGCUCAGUGCCGCCUGCAAUUUGUGUUGUCCUUCGGCAGGCGUUUACUACAAACAAGCAACGACUAUCGCACCGGGCGUCGGUCAACAAUAACGCACGAUUUGGCGCUUGGCUAGUUACCAAGCUUGCGGUGGUUUUCACACAGCAGUUUCCGCGCGCAGGCUUCCGCGUCCAACCACAGCUGCUGUCGAAUGCGCCGCCUUUCAUACCCCACCGCUGGAUGAAUACCCACUCCGGCGCGUCGUCGUUUUCCUCCACCAUUUUGCGCUUUGAACAAUUAAAUUUUUGCUCCAAAUUGUAAUUGCAAUUACAAACAAAAUUUUCCGUGCAUCGCUUAGUUUUCCGGCUCCAGCUGCAAUCGCAUCGGACGCGUAUCCGCAACGCUUUCUCAGCUCGUCUUUCGUUCGCUCGGCACAAUCUGUCUGUCGUUUGCGCACCACGUUAGCUAUAAAUUAGCUCUUAAAAUGCUCAAGUCCGAAAUUUAUUGCAGCUUCAGCAGCAGCAGCGCGCUGCAUUUUCACUUGCCGCGUGCAUCGCCGCGUCUCCCACUUACGCUAGUUCUCUAGCAAGCGCUGCGAUGGAAAGCAUUUCGUGCAUUCCAAUUUUCUACAUUUUCACCGUAUUCCCCCUCGCCGGUCUUGCGUUGCUUCCAUCUCGCUAUCUGUCUAUUUUCUCCUUAGCGGCAAUUUGUUAUUGUCUGCCGCGCUGGCAUCGCGUGCCGCCACCGCGCCGCGCCUCUGAUUGAGCUGUUUACAAGUUGCUGCGCGUAGCAAGCGGUUCGCUCAACAAGCUGCUUGCCAAACCACAAAAACAUACACACACACGAAUCUCACUAAUGGAAUAUUGUUGUUGUUUGUUGUUGCUGCAUUUAGCUGUGCAAAUUGCCGUUGUUGUAGCGGCAAAAGCGCUAACGCGAGCUGCUUUCCGCCACCAUCAACAGACCAGGCGGUUGGUUGGAAGGCCGCACGGGCAACAACAAACAUUUAAACCAACAACCUAGCGCAAUCAUGUGUCGUUGGCCGUGGCUAAGAUGACUAGGCGCACAGCAAAGCACAGCAAGCAACUGCCAAAAGUGGCAGUCAACAGCACACCAAACAGCCAACGCGAUGACGCGCUGUGAAAACUCGAAAAUAAGCGCAAAGAAAAACACACAACAGCAACAACAAUGACAACAAUAACAUUAGGUGGCAAUCGUGUGCGCCAGCAACAAACAACAAAGCAAAGAAAGCGGCAGUUGAGUGGAGACACAGCAGACAGGUGGGGAGAGUGGGUGCUAGCCGCCGCGAGCGUGUGUGAUUCAAUUUAGGAGUAAUGCUGCCGGCGCUGCUGUGGCAGUCGCGUACUAAAAGCGCUCAGCGCUCAUCGCUCAGUGUUCGUUGCUCAGCUGUUGGCCAGCACGCCACUCGCUCACUCACUCCCAACGCCGAAAUAGCACACAAAGCACGCUAUUUGCGCCGAAGCUAGCCAGCCACAGAACUGGCGCGGACACUAAACAAAGAAAAGCACGCGAUAAACGGGUGAAAAUCAAAUUCGUACUACAAUAUAUUCUUUGUGUUUAAUUUUUGCGAAGAAGUGCUAAUUUUUCUAGGCGCGUUCGUACCGAGUGGCAGCUGAUGAAGUAAUUUAUUGGGAAAUUGCGUUUUUUCUAUGAAGUUUGGAGCAAGUAAAUUGCAUUUGGAGGAGUUCUAAACACACAAAUGUGGUGCAGUUUUAAUGCCGCAGUCAAUUUUCGCAGUGUGAAAGAUAAAUUUAUUAAUUAAGCAAACACACAGCGGGAUAUACAAAAAUAAGCCGUGCAAAAAAAUAUCUGUGUGAAUAUAUUAAUUAAAAACAUUUUAUUUUAAAAAGCCAAAAAAAAAAAAACAAAUAACAAACAACAACAACACAAUAUACGAUACUAUAUCAAUUCAACAACGCAAUUCCUUCUGCGUCAAAGCACCAACAAUCAAUACAACACACAAUCGAGCAUUCUACCUGACGCCGCCAUACCGCUGACAGCACACACAACUACCACAAGCACACACAUACAAACACAAAUAAGUAUCUACAUAUACAAGAUAACAACCCGAGAGGUGUGCUGCGCUGCACUAAUUUUAAAAUAAAUACAAAGCAAAAAUAAAUCAUAAUACAAAGAAAAAAGAGUGUAGAAAAACAACAACAAAACGACCUUCAACACAAUAGAUAUUGAAGACAACUAAAUAAAAGUGUGAAUAGCGAAAUUUAAUUCGAUUUGCUUUGAUUAUAGCACACUCGUCAAACGCAAGAAAACAAAUCGAAAUUUGCGAAAGUGCUGCGCGGCAGGUGUGAGAAGUGAUAAGCAAGUGGUCGUUUAAUACAACAACAGCAAUCAGCACAUUAAACUCACCACUCUCCGAACACCAAGACACCCUACAAGCACUGGAAGUGCAAGAUCCUGUUAUUAAAAGAGUUCUUUUGUUGUAAGCGUUCGCAGAUAAGCCAUCAAAAUAGGUACCCGCUUGCGUGAUAAUAAUCCCGACAAAGACAACAACAACAUGAUAUAUAUAGAUGACUCCGAACCGGAAGGUGAACUUGAACCGGUAUUUCCCUAUCGUGACGUAACCAUAAAACGUGGUGUCGAUGCAAAUGAAUUAUACGAAAUACUCGGCGAAGUGGGCAGAGGCAAAUUCGGCACUGUCUACAAAUGCCAGGAAAAGGAGAAUGGUCUGAAGUUAGCUGCCAAAUUUGUGCCCAUCCCCAAGCGUGAAGACCGUCGCAAUGUGGAACGCGAGGUGGAGAUUAUGAACUCACUACAACAUCAUCUAAUCAUACAGUUAUACGCGGCGUAUGAACAUCAGAAAAUGAUGUGUGUCGUGCUGGAGUUAGUCGAGGGCGGUGAACUUUUCGAUCGUGUGGUGGACGAUGAAUUUGUGUUGACCGAACGCGUUUGUGUGGUUUUCAUACGACAAGUUUGCGAAGCCAUGGAAUUUAUACAUCGCAACAACAUUCUACAUCUCGACUUGAAGCCUGAGAAUAUUUUGUGUCUGACACAAGAGGGAAAUCGCAUUAAAAUCAUCGAUUUUGGGUUAGCGCGUAAAUAUGACCCGAACAAGCGAUUGCAGAUUCUCUUUGGUACACCCGAAUUUGUCGCGCCCGAGGUGGUGAACUUCGAUUGUAUUUCUUAUGCGACGGAUAUGUGGAGCGUUGGUGUGAUCUGCUAUGUGCUCAUCUCUGGCCUCUCACCGUUUAUGGGUGAAACAGACAUUGAGACGAUGGCUAAUGUGACAAUUGCCAAAUAUGACUUCGAGGACGAAUCAUUCAGUAAUGUGUCGCCGGAGUGCUUGGAUUUUAUAGCGAAGCUGUUGGUGAAGGACUUGCAAACCCGCAUGACAGCUGCGCAAUGCCUGGAACAUAAAUGGCUGCAGCGUCGGCCCAAACCGCCAAAGAUACUCGCGCCAAAGCCCACGAAUGUGCCGCCACCCAAAUUGAAAGCGGCCACACCUUCGCCAGUGCCACCGCAAGAGGAUGAAAACGAAGUGGCGUGCGAGCCAGAACCAGAACCAGUCGAGGAAAAGGCAGCCAAAGCAGUAAUUGUAAAACCAGAACCAGCAGACACGAACACGUCGGAGAACAAGGAGCUCGAUACCACCAAGGACAAUUUGAAGAAUUUCAUCGAACGUUGGGAGGAACAUCCCAACAGCCCGUACGUCUUCGAUGUGGAGAGUAAUGUGAUUGCGCCACUCAGUGAGACAUCGUUCAAUAAGACACACGGGCCAGAUAGCAUUUCGUCGUCACGAGUUUGCUCACCAUCGCCGUGUGAGUCCAUAGAGACGGUUAUCGAUGAUGAUGUGUUCAGCAAUGCCGAGCAGGACAAUGACAGUCCCAGCACACUAGCCACACCGAUUAAUGAGUCGCGCGAAAAACUUUUCCCCAGCAGCAUCUCGCUGGCGCCAACUUCCGGCGGUACUACACCCACACCGAGUAGCACUACGCCCACACCACAGCCACCAUUGCAAUAUGGACCGCAGCAUCUGCUCGGCCGUCGCGGCUACGGUGAUGAGUUCGGCGGUAGCGGCACAAAUCUCAAUCAACAGGAACGCAGCAUGAAGAGCUAUCUGCAUACCUUCGAUCGACGCAAUUCUGACACAAGUUAUCUGCUCGGACGACGCGCUUCGGGUGAACGCGUCAAUUUGGCCGAUGAAAUACGCAAAUUAUCCGAUCAUUUGUUAAUGUUGGCGGAGAUCAAUACCAAGCUCGGCAGUGACACGAAGUUAGACGCGGAUGCGAAUAAUAACAAGCACAGCAGGGCGAAAGCCAGCGGAGAGAUGUCUAAGGUUAAAGCGAAUGCAACGACUAAAGAGGCUACGUCCAAAAAGACAGCGACCACUAGCAAAAAUAAGGUGGCCAAAUCGGAAAGUAGUGAGCGCACAAAGGUAUCGGGCAACACAACAAUAACAACCUCUUCAAAUACCACAACAAGCUAUAGUAGUAGUAUAUCCAAUACGAAUGGCGUAAAAUCGAAAUUCAGCACAGUCUCCAUGCGUCUACAGCAAUCGAUCGAAGAGACACCGAAACUAACUAAUGGCGGUCCGAGCUUUGGUGUGCCCUGGAAAUUAAGUUCGCAUACCGCAACCAACAAAUCGAGUUCGAAAAGCACAACAUCGACAACGAAGUCCACGAAGCUGGUUUCAAUGGACAGCCAGGAAGAGAGCACCCUGCAACGUCAAUCUCACGAAUCAGCAAGUAUACGACGUGCCAAAUUUCGCAUUAAUCAAAUGUCACGUGAUGUGCCGAUCGGUGUGCCAAAUAUUCAUCAAGCUGUUAAUCUUGAAGAGGCGGCUAAUACGACCAAAGAUUGUCUCUUACAUCUGCUGGAGAAGUACAAUGAGACGAGCGAGACGAAGUGUCGCAAUCCGAUGGCGCGCCACCAAAGCAUUAGCGUCGAUUGGAAUGUAAGCGAUAAUUUGGAAUACCGUUCCAUGAGCUCCAUAAAUGCGUUCUUCCAGCGACACAACAAUACCGGCGAACAUGUGCGCCAGCUGCAGGCCCAAUUGGAGAAUAAAACCGGUCCGACCACAAGCGGCAAAUCUUCGGGCGAUGCUUAAGUUACCAAAAGUCACACGGUACUCGUACAGCAUGGCCUGUAGCUAAAUCUAGUCUUCAAUAUUUUCGCUUUUUAUUUUAAAGAUACACCGAGAUUAAUUAAACUAUGUCUUCUUUUGUUAAGCUAAAGAUUUAUUUUUGAAGCAAUGUAAUAUUAUUAAUUUAAAUAUUAUUUUAUGAAAACUUAUUAGUAAAUUAUUAUUGAAAUAAAUAAAACACUGCAGAGAUUGCAAUAAAAU
Molecule: messenger RNA, 5371 nt
Organism: Zeugodacus cucurbitae (melon fly)
Lineage: Eukaryota; Metazoa; Arthropoda; Insecta; Diptera; Tephritidae
Product: probable serine/threonine-protein kinase fhkD
Exons: 11
Coding region: 2585-5134 (849 amino acids)
Biological process (GO): intracellular signal transduction; protein phosphorylation; positive regulation of apoptotic process
Cellular component (GO): nucleus
Molecular function (GO): ATP binding; protein serine/threonine kinase activity
Source: RefSeq, a predicted model, not a curated record